AUGUGUGCUGCUGGUCCCACAGGUGGUCUGAUUCCUCCCGAUGCCACGCUGGUGUAUGAUGUUCUGCUGGACAUAUGGAACGCUGAGGACAAGGUCGAGAUCCGCACAAUCAGCAAACCUGCGAUCUGCAAGCGCACUACUGUGGCGUCUGAUUUUAUCCGUUACCACUAUAACGGCACGCUGCUGUCUGGUGAAGCGUUUGAUUCCAGUUACUCAAGAAAUACAACUUAUGACACCUACUUGGGGCAGGGUGACCUCAUUAAAGGAAUAGAUGAUGGUCUUGUGGGCAUGUGUGUUGGAGAGAGACGAAUCAUCAUUGUCCCACCGUUUUUGGCCUAUGGAGAGACCGGUCAUGGAACCAAGAUCCCCCCACAGGCAACACUUGUGUCUGAGGUGCUGUUAGUUGAUGUAUUUAAUCCUAAGGAUGAUGUGACUGCAGAAGUGACAAAGAUGCCUAAAAACUGCUCACGGAGGACAGUCGCUGGGGACUAUAUCCGCUACCACUAUAACGGCACCUUCCAGGACGGCACGUUCUUUGACUCCAGCUACCAGCGAAAUAGCACCUACAACACAUACAUCGGAAUGGGAUACGUGAUCCACGGGAUGGAUAAAGCUCUGCAGGGGCUCUGCACUGGGGAGAAAAGGAGAAUUACAAUUCCUCCUCACAUGGCAUAUGGCGAAAAAGGAGCUGGAAACCUCAUUCCUGGCUCUGCCGUGCUGAUCUUUGACAUCCACGUCAUUGACUUCCACAACCCCAAAGAUACAGUUAAGAUCAGAGUCACCCACAAGCCUGAGGAAUGUAACACGACCAGCGAAGCCGACGACUUGAUUCACUAUCGCUACAACUGUUCCCUGAUGGACGGCACACUUCUGUACUCCUCGGACCAGUUAGACUCACCUUCAGUCACAACUCUGGGAGCCAGUAAGGUGAUCAUGGGUCUGGAGGAAGGUUUAAAAGGCAUGUGUGUGGGUGAGAGGAGAGAAGUGGUGAUCCCUCCACACUGGGCUCAUGGUGAAGAUGGAGCUGUAGGAGUUCCUGGAAGUGCAGUGCUGCUUUUUGAACUGGAGCUAGUGCAGCUGCAGAAAGGUGUGCCAGAAGGCUUCAUGUUUGUCUGGCUUGGAGACAUCCCUGAUCCCCUCUUCAAUGCUCUUGACCUCAAUGGGGACAAACGGGUCCCUCUAGAGGAGUUUUCAGAGUUCCUCAGGCUGCAAGUCAAAGAGGGCAAAGGUCGACUUCGACCGGGUGUCGACAUUGACAGCAUCAUCAAAGACAUGUUUGAUAAUCAGGACCAGAAUAAAGAUGGGAAAAUUGUAGAAGAUGAACUUAAAAUUAAGAAUGAGGAUUCUAAACAAGUGAGGCGAGAUGAGCUAUGAACUGUGAAGGACAAAGAAACUGGUAAUGUUGUCCUCUAGACAAUUAUUGAACAAGAAAGUUUUGAAACAUUAAUUAAAUAAAAAAGUAAUUUUGCUACUCAAAUUUAAACC
Girardinichthys multiradiatus is the source of this 1485-nucleotide messenger RNA. RefSeq names its product peptidyl-prolyl cis-trans isomerase FKBP10-like. Gene Ontology annotation, molecular function: peptidyl-prolyl cis-trans isomerase activity; calcium ion binding. The record is from RefSeq and is a predicted model, not a curated record. Bases 1 to 1374 code for a protein of 457 amino acids. The transcript is spliced from 8 exons. NCBI's taxonomy places the organism in Eukaryota, Metazoa, Chordata, Actinopteri, Cyprinodontiformes, Goodeidae.